AUCGCUUGUGGUUCCAGGGUCACUGCUUUGAGGGUGUGGGUAAGAGAGGUGCCACAGGGGUUGAUGUUUUCAGUGCCCCCGUUUAGCUAGGAUUGUAGACUGCUGAGAAGAGGCCAGGGACUGCUUGAGUAGGAGAGAAGCAGCCCCUCCACAGCCAAGCUCUUACUCCUUAGAAGGGAGUGAGGGGUGUGGUGGUCAUAGGGGUCCCGCCCCUGCCCUGCCCCGCCUUCUGGGCGGUGGAGAUGCCUUGUGUGAGCCCUCCCCUUGGAGCCUGAGAGGCCUGGGGUUGGAGGAAGGACUUAUUGGCGGCAGAGCUCGGUCAAGGACUCUGGAAGAAGGGAGGCCGGUGCUGGUCUCUAGUCCCUCUGGGACAGUAGCUCUGCCAGCUGCGAGUUGUACCGCUCCUGCUGGUCCUGCAGACAUGCACCGGCGGCGGCCGGGCGCGCCCCUAGGCCUCGCCCCCGCGCAGGGGCGCUGAGUGCUGCCACCCCCAUGAGCGCCUGGCUGGGGCUCAGUGCUAAGCCGCUAAGCCGCUCUCAGGACUGAGCCAUGCGGCGCUGGGCCUGGACCGCCACUGUGGCCCUCCUCUGGCCACAGCUCGUGCUGUUAGGAGGUGUGGGGGCACAGCAGGAGCCCAAGAGGCCUCAGCAGCCAGGCCUGUGGACGGAGUCCCCCAGUGUUGCCACACCCAACAAUGAGGGACUGUCGGGCUCCCUCAAGCCAGCAGAGGCCUCUGGACCUGAGCUCUCAGAUGCCCACAUGACAUGGCUGAACUUUGUCCGGAGGCCAGAUGGGGUCGCCAAGAAACGGUGCCGUGGCCGGGACAAGAAGUCGCGAGGCCUCUCAGGUCUCCCUGGUCCCCCUGGCCCUCCUGGUCCCCCUGGUCCUCCAGGGGUGGAAGUCACCCCAGAGGCCUUGCUGCUGGAAUUUCAGGAAAUGCUGAAGGAGGCCACAGAACGUCGAUUCUCAGGGCUACCAGACACAUUAUUAUACCAGGAACCUGGCCGACUGGUGGCUGAGGCCUUCCAUUGCCGGUUGAAGGGCCCUGUGCUAGUGGACAAGAAGACACUGGUGGAACUGCAGGGAUUCCAAGCCCCCACUGCUCAAGGUGCCUUCCUGCGGGGAUCUGGCCUGAGCCUGGCCUUGGGCCGCUUCACAGCCCCGGUCUCUGCCAUCUUCCAGUUUUCUGCCAGCCUGCAUGUGGACCGCAGUGAGCUGCAGGGGAGGGGCCGGCUGCGUACCCGGGACACUAUGCGUGUUCUCAUCUGCAUUGCAUCCCUGUGUCAUCGCCACACAUCCCUUGAGGCUGUAUCAGGCCUGGAGAGCAACAGCAGGGUCUUCACAGUGCACGUUCAGGGGCUGCUGCAGCUGCAGGCUGGACAAUAUGCUUCCGUGUUUGUGGACAACAGCUCCGGGGCAGUCCUCACCAUCCAGAGCAGCUCUAGCUUCUCCGGUCUGCUCCUGGGCACAUGAGGGAGCUGAAGGGAUGCUGAAUGAGAAGCCAACACCUAGCUUCUUAGAGGAGCUGAAAAGGAUUGCUCCCCAGUUACUACUUACCGUACAUAGUAAUAAAGAGCCCCAGACU
Nannospalax galili (Upper Galilee mountains blind mole rat) is the source of this 1585-nucleotide messenger RNA. It is a transcript of the gene C1qtnf12, whose product is annotated as C1q and TNF related 12. The transcript is spliced from 8 exons. The record is from RefSeq and is a predicted model, not a curated record. Gene Ontology annotation, molecular function: hormone activity. Bases 550 to 1473 code for a protein of 307 amino acids. Lineage: Eukaryota; Metazoa; Chordata; Mammalia; Rodentia; Spalacidae. Gene Ontology annotation, biological process: positive regulation of D-glucose import across plasma membrane; positive regulation of insulin receptor signaling pathway; negative regulation of gluconeogenesis.